Molecule: messenger RNA, 532 nt
Organism: Nematostella vectensis (starlet sea anemone)
Lineage: Eukaryota; Metazoa; Cnidaria; Anthozoa; Actiniaria; Edwardsiidae
Product: NADH dehydrogenase [ubiquinone] 1 alpha subcomplex subunit 2
Exons: 3
Coding region: 55-351 (98 amino acids)
Source: RefSeq, a predicted model, not a curated record
CGGGUUCCCUGUGGUAUACCGGAGGGGUACUAUGGGUAAUCCUAGCAAUCCAAGAUGGCGGCUGCUUGGCGAUCUCAGUUGGGCAAGUUUGCAAAGGAAAUUCGCAUUCAUUUGUGUCAGAAAUCACCAAGUAGCCAAGGAGUUAGGUCAUUUAUCGAGAAGAACUAUGUUGAUAUCAAAAAAGCAAAUCCAAAGUUUCCAAUAUUGAUAAGAGAGUGCAGUGGUAUCCAGCCUAAGAUGUAUGCAAGAUUUGAUUAUGGCAAGGAGAGCAGUGUUUCAUUGCAAGACAUGAAGAGCGAGGAAGUGAUGAAAGCCAUGGAGAAAUUAGUAACAUCUGGUGCAUCUCACUGAAGCUCCUGCAGAUAGUGUAGAUCCAUUGCACUUAACUCAAGUCUAAAACUUUUCAAAAGUUCUUCUGAAAAGUAUUAUGCAAAUUUUAUUGUUUGUAUGAGGUCUUACAAACAGGAUGUGCCCAGAAAAUUGAGUAAAUGUAUUGUUUUCCUUUGUUAAAAAUAAACAAAUUUUAAUAUUG